AUGAGUCGGCAAAAUAUUCUAGUACAACCCACGGUCCAGCAGCUGGUCACUAGGCCAGAGGAUGACUGGACUGGCAAGGCUGAUCCAAAAGAAAGAAAACGGCUUCAAGAUCGAAUCAAUCAGCGGAAUCUUCGACAAAGAAAGAAGGCUGGAUACUCGCACCCUGAGUGUGAUUUACACUCACCCAGAGAUUUAUCAAAUGCGAAUGAGGUUCCCUAUGAGCCACUGGGCGAACAGAACAUUUUACCGCCUCACCAUGGCCACCAUCUUGCCACCUGCUCUUGUCAACCCAAGUUCUUGAAUAUUGACUCUUUCACGGCCUGCGAGCCGGACUCUGAAAAGACCGAGCAAUUCAUUCUUGGUUACUCCAAUUGGAUGCAUGGAGAAUAUCUUAAAGGCUCCCCCCGCGCGGAGACCCUGCUCAGUUUGGUCCAGUUUAACAUGACCCGCGCGUUAGUGGCCAAUGCGAAAACUCUUGGCCUCACAACACGACUCAUGUCUCGUCAAGCCCGCUCUCACUUCGCAUCGGCGGGUGUCGAAACCACAUUUAUCGACUCUUUACCACCGAGUCUGCAGCCAACAAUUUUCCAACUCACCAUUCCCCAUCAUCCGUGGAUUGAUCUUCUACCUGUUCCCGAGCUCCGCGAUAAUUUGCUGCACCGGAGCCCGGAUUUAUACGAUGCCGCACAACUUUGCCGCGAUAUGAGAGGAUUUCAGCAAGUGACUGGUGGAAGGGGAGGUGUUGCAGUAUGGGGACAGUCGUGGGAUCCACAUGGUUGGGAAAUUUCCCCAGCCUUUGCGCAGAAAUGGCCAUGGGUCGUCCAGAAUUGCCAUAGUCUGCUUGAGUCGACAAACCAUUGGCGAAGGACUCGGGGUGAAGCCCCUUUACGUGUUUGGCAUGACACAAGUAUCACUCAAAAUGGCCCUUCAAGGGUACAAGAAGCAGUCGAACAAGAAAGGUGA
Molecule: messenger RNA, 963 nt
Organism: Penicillium samsonianum
Lineage: Eukaryota; Fungi; Ascomycota; Eurotiomycetes; Eurotiales; Aspergillaceae
Product: bZIP transcription factor
Exons: 2
Coding region: 1-963 (320 amino acids)
Source: RefSeq, a predicted model, not a curated record